UCAUUUAUUGAGAUCUCUGUCAUCAUCCGCUGCGAUUGCAUCUCUGACCCUAAAUGGCUUCGCUGAUUGGGUGCCACUGGACGAAAAGAGUUAUGAUUACGUCCUGAAAAAUUCACAACUAUGUAAUAGCAGCAACGCGAAAUCUCAUUCACCUCAUGAAAAUGUAUCUCCGGAACUCGAUUCAUGUCAAAACUCCAUUCUUCGAGCGCUAAGUGAUGCCAUUGAUCCCGUACUUCUGGAUGUGGUACUCGAUGAUUUGAUGGAAGAUCUUGAAUCGGGAGCGUUGGAGAAAUUGUUUCCCGGACCCAUUAUAAAUGUUGACCGAGGGCCCGGAAGCGAUGACGAGAGAAUAGUGAUGACGGUGGUGUUAACUAGGAAACGAUAUCCGUUUGAUGAAAACAUGGGAAAGAUUUUCAUCGAUGUCUUAAAUGCCUUGGUUGAGGAUCGAAGGUUAGAAAAAUAUUUUGACGAUCACAUAUAUGACUCAUUCUUUGUGUUGGUGGUUCGAUUGCUAAACCUAAUUCGAGAUUUGGUACAUCUUAAUGAUUUAUACGAAGGGUUUGAUCCAGCCGUUUUGUUUUCAAGAACUAUCGGACACAUGAAGGAUAAGUAUGUCGAGAACCUGACUGAUCUCGAAAAGGCACUAAUUGAUAUUGGGUUCGAAAAGUUUGAAGGAAUUGACGAUGAUGCCAUCUCCUCUCACAAAAAAGCUAUACCCAUUCACGCCGCCACGGCCAACAGUUUAGAAGCCUUGCAACGAUGGCUAAAUAGGAUUUCCAUAGUGAAGCGAUGUAAGGUGCCCAUGGAUAAUUUUGAAUUGAGUGGACGAAAAGCGAUAUUAAAAUAUUUGUUCGAUGGGUUGGUAUCGGCAGCGGUCGAAAUCAGGUUGAGCAUUGGGUUGGAGGAUGAAUUUCGAAAGCAUAGGAUAAGCAAGACAAAGAAAAGAAUUGGAAAAUUGAUAAAUAUACACAAUGAUUACACGGCGAAAAAGGAUGGUCCCACUAAAGUUGAGGACCUGGAAGCGAAAUGGGAAAAGCACAUCGGAAAAUUAAAGAAAAAUCUAGCACAUAUGAGAAAACUUCGAAUUAGUUUUGAUUUUCCUAUUGAAUUAUUGAACUCGAGGCUAUCGACAUUAAAUAUCUUGCAAUUAGAAAAAGCAUCUGCGUCAGUUGGUGUAUUUGAUAAUCGAGGCUCUUCGUCCACUAGUAUCAUAACAAAUGAUCAGGCUUCGGUGAUUUCGGAGCAAAACAUUUUUGCGACAAAUUAUUCGAAGAAUGAAGUCCGAAAAAAGAAUGAUAACAAAACGAUCUAUCGGAAGGUCGAAAUUCAAGAGUAUAUUAAGAGUGAGCGAUUAGUUAAAGGUCAGCGCCUAAAGUUCUAUACUGCUAUGGAUCAGAGUGUUCAAGAUAGUGGAAAUAGUUCGGGGUCGCAUUCGUCAUCAAAUAAUCAACAUUCAAUUAGCAUCAAUAGACCUUCAGGGGUUGUACCCACCAAGCGUAAUAAUAAUAUUCACGAGGAUAUAAUUUCAUUGAAGCGAAUCAAAACUUCUGCUAAUGACAAACCACCCAACAAGAUGAAAUCAAAGCAAAUCGUCUUAGCAGAAGACGAGGGUGAUGAUGAUAAUGAAAUGGAUGCAAAUAUGAAAUUUGCUGACAUCGUCAGCGAGUAUAGGAUGACAAACUCUACGGAUGCAGAAAAGGUUUCUGAUGCAGAGAUGCAAGGAGGAGAUUCCAAUCCUUCCACUCAAAAUUACUUAACGACGGACAUUCGAAAAGAAAUGUUUUCUGAUUCUCAAUUCGUUCAAAUCAGUCCCUACGAAGCUGAAGUCCAACAGGUCUACGAACAGUUAAUCAAGGAAAAUGAGAUAGAAAAAAUGGCACUACUAAAAAUACGGGAUAAUAUGAUUGAGCAGGCUAAAAACUCGGUUUCAAAAAAGGAAUAUCCUCAAAGCGUCGAGGAAAUCGCAUCGUUGAUGGCUUAUUUGGCGAAAAAUGAUAUAAUUAUGAAUGGUGAACCCACGGAAAGCGAAGAUAAUAGAGCAGCUGUGAGUACCAGAUUUUCUUUGGAAGAUAGUCAAUCGUCAUCUAGAUCGAUCGGAGGUAGAGAGUCUUCAGUUGAAAAACAACUGUUACAAAGUUUUGAGAAUUAUAAAUCCUAUAAUUAUAAAAGUGGAAGUGGUGAUGUUAACGAAACUGCCUUGGAUUAUAGUAACCCUGAUAAACCAAGAUUGGCAAUGGCCUAUAUUGCAAAUGUGAACCCAAGUUAUAAUAUGCCAGGAAAUCUACAAUUUCUGGACAUUGCUCCAGGUAGAGCCGCAUAUAAUUUAUAUGGUCACCAUGCGCCGGAUGCUCUUACGAAAGAAGAGCUUUGGACCACCGUCACUGAUGUAAAAUUUUCUCCCGACGGAAAAUUUAUCUUCUCUUCAUCUACUGAUGCAACCAUAAAGCUGCAUUCUAUUAGGAAGGAUUACAAUAAAUUUCACAUGUCCUCUCAAGAUUUCAAGGAUGAAAAUCGUAAGAGAUGCGCAAGCGACAUAAUAUUUAAUGAAAACAACAACACCCUGAUAGCAGGCUAUAAUGGAUUCAUCGAUGAUCCAAAAGGAAAUUGGGUAGCAUGUGGAACCACUGGAAUCGGGAGUGAAUUGGGAGAUGGAUCAAUGUGGAUUUGGGAUAUUCGUAGUCAAUGUAGGACUGAGACAAAGUGCGAAGAAAAAGAUGCAAACAUAAUUUCAAUUUCUCCGAAUGACUUCUACAUUGCUCUAGGAGGAACUUCGAAUUCGGUUUAUGUGUUUGACACGAGGCAAUUAAAUUCGAUACUUCGCGUUCUUCGACACGACGAUCCAAACGACGGCCUUCCGCAUGAUGGUGUAAUGUCGUUACAAUGGGUGCCCAAUAGUAAUAUUUUAAUCAGUGGUGGUAACGAUAAUUGCGUAAAAGUUUGGAAUAUCGGCGACAAGAAAGAAAAUAGGAUGAUUUAUCAAUUCGCCAAACAUGAUAGUCCGGUUACUUCUGUUAGAUUAUCUCCAGAUUUUAAGGUGAUGACUGUAGGGGUAUCAACCGGUAAAAUAUAUGUUUAUAGUGUAAAUGAAAAUUUUAUCGAGGCCGGUAGAAAUCUUAAAUAUUUUUAG
Messenger RNA from Acaulospora colombiana, 3127 nucleotides. The record is from the annotation of a GenBank genome assembly. Lineage: Eukaryota; Fungi; Glomeromycota; Glomeromycetes; Diversisporales; Acaulosporaceae.